This is a messenger RNA of Culex pipiens pallens (northern house mosquito), 2851 nucleotides long. RefSeq lists its product as uncharacterized. The transcript is spliced from 2 exons. The record is from RefSeq and is a predicted model, not a curated record. The coding region runs from base 1170 to 1874 and encodes 234 amino acids. Lineage: Eukaryota; Metazoa; Arthropoda; Insecta; Diptera; Culicidae.
AAAAAAAGUAGUAAAAUGCUUGCAUGUAAAACAUCGAAAUGUAUUUUUAUAGUUGUAAAAUUACACAUUUAUUCAGCACACCGAUUUAUAAAAAAUACUAACACUCAUUACUCCCGAAACGUGUAAUAUUGCUAAAAAAAUUAUGCAAUAUUGCUCUCAAUGUUGUGUACAACAUUCGCUGCCAAUUUUUGUGUAAAAUUACCGAAAAUUCAUGUAGUUGACUUUGACAGUUCUAAUCGUUGAACAGAUGAAGAAAUGUCAUUUGGAAUUUCCACUUGGAGCCAUUUGGAUGUCGUAAGUAGUUUUUCUCCGCUUUGAUUUUUCAAAAUAAAAGAAUUAUCAACUUUUUACAGAUAACAUUUUUGCUGCGAAAGGCAAAUCCGCUUUGUGGCCAACUCUCCUUCCGUGGCCAAGUUGCUGAUGAUCGAGAACGACCCGGUGUAGUAGAGCGGCGCAUUUUCUUCGUGGCCAACAUUCCCGCCGUGGCCAAGAUUCGGAUGAUCACAAACGACCCGGGUGUGGAAGAGGUGCGCAUAGAGAAUUUGCAGCAAAGCUAAAAGACACGUGUCGCCACCUAUGAACAAAUAGCGUAAACCUAUGAUUUUUAGAAAAAAUGUGUUUUUUCCUUCCUUAUCAACAUUUUUGUAAAACUUAUGCCGGAUUCGAAUGAGAAAAAUUAUUUCCAACAAUUUGGUGUAUAACUUUCCAAUAUUUGUUUGAUUUUUCUAUGAGAAAACUGUAAAUUUAGAAAAAGAUAGUAAUUUGGACUAUUUGGCAAGAAAGUCUGUCAAAAAUCAAUAAAAAUUGUUGAAUAUACGUUAACACAUCUGUUAUCAACUAUAUAACUGGUUAUUUCCUGGAUAUAUACAGGGAAACUCAUUUUUUCGUGUUUCAAAACAUGUUUUUUAAAGAAAAAGGUCACAAAUUUUUGCGCGCCCAAAAGUUGAUGUUCAUUAUUUUAAAGCAAAAAUUUUUUCUCGUAUUUUGCAACCAGUUUCAUUAAGAUUGAUGCAGGGAAUCAUGAGAAAUAAGCGAUUUUGUUCUUCAAUACAGCAGAAAGGAAUACAAUUUUUGGCAAGUAACCUCAUUUUGGCGCCACCUACAUUUGAAACACAGUCGCGCUGCAAAACCUCAAUCCUCUCCGUUGGCAACAUUCCUUCUGUGGCCAGAUGCUGAUGAACGAAAACGUCCCGGGAGUGAACGAAGUGCGCAUUCUCGUCGUGGCCAACCUUCCCGCCGCGGCCAAGUUUUUGAUGAUCGAGAACGACCCGAGAGUGGACGAGGUGAACAUCUUCUUCGUGGCCAACCUUCCAUCCGUGGCCAAGUUGCUGAUAAUCGAGAACGACCCGGGUGUGGAUGAGGUGCGCAAUUUCAUCGUGGCCAACCAUCCCGCCGUGGCCAAGAUUCGGAUGAUCACAAACGACCCGGGUGUGGAAGAGGUGCGCAUCCUCUUCGUGGCCAACCUUCCUUCCGUGACCGAGAUGCUGAUGAACGAAAACGUCCCGGGAGUGAACGAGCUCUGGUUCGAUUUUCACCAAUCAACGCCGGGAGUUCGAUUAGCUGCGAUAUUCAGGACUUUUUAUUCCUCGGCCACGAAACAUUCGAUCGAGAGGAAGAUUGGCCGCAAGGAGGAACCACACCCGGUCCUUUUCGAUCAUCAGCACCACGACCACGAAUGGAAGGUUGGCCAGGUAGAAGAUGUUCGCCUCGUCCACACUCGGGCUGUUCGCGAUCAUAUCGUCCACAACCGAGCAUCCACCGGAUGCUGCUCGAAGAAUUUGGGACGUUGCUUGAUUCCGUGGUGGCGCGGAAAAUACUGCGCUGCGUCGAAAAUCUGGCCUGUUUACAUGGUAGAACGACUUUAUUACGAAUAAAUCACAGAUUUUCUGCGCAAUAAAUGAAAUUGAAAAAAAAUCGGUUUGUUUAUGUUUAAAUUGUCAUUUCUAAUAAAAAAUAACCAACUCGAUAUCUAUCCCUGGGGUCAAAAUGGGUUUUGUGUAAUAUCACACUUUUUUCAGAGUACAUUCGUAGAUGUAAUUUUAAGUGAUUUUUUUCACAAAGGUGAUGUGCAUGCUUUUGCAUGCGAUUUUACCAUCGGUUUUUUUUCUGUGUUGUAUACGAAUGCCCUGGACACUAUUUUCCGUGGUUAUAGCGCCACAACUCGCUCUCUGUAACAGUAUUCCUAAUUCCAGUUCACGCUCACCAAGUCGUCAUGGCCUAGUGGUUAGUAUUUUUGCUUACCAAUCCAAAGGAUGAGGGAUCGAACCCCGCCUCGAGUGACUUUGAUUUUUCGUUCAUAUUCAUCAUUUCAAAUUUCUGUGUUCUUAACUUUCUCGUUGGGAGCAGAUGGGAAUCGAACCCAGAACCAUUCACUUACAAAGCGAACACCGUAACCAGUCAGCCAAGGUCGCUCCCUUUUCGUCUGUCCGAGACAGAUUUAUGUCGAAAAAAUCGCAUUUUUUAACUUUUUUCAGAAAUACUAAUACAUGCAGUAAAACCAAUACAUGCAGCUUGUAAGGGAUUUCACGGCGAAUAUUUUUCCUUCCGAGAAAAUGCAAUUUCGACCCUCCAGUUUAAUAAUCUUUAGAACAUUGUAUAAUCGCAUUAUGUUAAAUACCAUCCUGGGCCAAUAUAGCCAAAGAGCAAUUUUGUAACGGUACUCAAAUUGUUGUUUAUUGAACAAUAUUUAGGCCAAUGUAUUGAAACAAAUGUACAAUUUUAUAAAACAAAUUACCAUCAAGUCAUCAUAAACAUCCCUCCCGUCUGCUACAACUCCCCACCACUUGCGCUCCUCUGAUCGGGUAGCAAAUGCCGACCUUAACAUUCGCUCCCAUUCGCUGAAUUUUCGCAU